GACAGUCAGAAAACAAUUGCCGCCAACCUGCCAGGACACACAGUGAAUUGUCCGAACUUGGAACACCUGGAACUUACACAGCCUUUGACAGCCUCGGAGGCGGCGGGGGUGGAACAGCAAGUCAACAGUUCUGCUGCACCGCACUUACCGUUCUCAGUGAAGAAAGGAGGAGAAUAACAAUCUACAUUCAGUGAAGGAAGCGGGCAGGGAGCCAUGCAGAGUUAGGAUGGAGGAAUAUCGGCAUAUAGAGGGAGACUGAGAGGACAGACUGAAGAGACGAAGACGGUGCAUUCCUGGUUGGAGCUGAGGGGGGGGGAGUGGUUGCCCCGGGGCAAGAGGAAGAUUUUUGUUGCUAGAAACCGAGAGAGAGGAAGGGGGAAAGGAUGCAUCUGUUCUUCCAAGAAAAGUGGGAAGUGGAGGGGCUACAGACUGUGGGCAUCCUCCUGGUGGUCUGCAGCUCCCUCAAACUGAUGCACUUUCUGGGACUUAUCGACCUUUCCACGGCAGACAGCGAGGAAGAUGACUUUGAGUUAUCCACUGUGUGUCAUCGCCCUGAAAGCAUGGACAAGCUGCAGGAGCAGACUAAGUUCUCCAAGAAGGAGCUGCAAGUCCUCUACAGGGGCUUCAAAAAUGAGUGUCCAUGUGGUGUGGUGAAUGAGGAGAACUUUAAGACCAUUUACUCCCAGUUCUUUCCACAGGGGGAUUCAAGUAUGUAUGCACAUUUCCUGUUUGAAGCCUUCGACACUAACAAGAACGGCUCUGUUAGUUUCGAGGACUUUGUAUUUGGCCUGUCUAUCAUCCUUAGAGGGACCAUUAAUGACCGGUUAAACUGGGCGUUCAACCUCUAUGACCUAAACAAAGAUGGAUGCAUCACCAAAGAGGAGAUGUUAGACAUUAUGAAGUCCAUCUAUGACAUGAUGGGGAAGUACACAUACCCCACUAUGCAGGACGAUAUUCCAAGAGAACAUGUGGAGAGCUUCUUCCAGAAAAUGGACCGGAAUAAAGAUGGCGUUGUCACCGUAGAAGAGUUCAUCGAGUCAUGCAAAAAGGAUGAAAACAUAAUGCAGUCCAUGCAGCUGUUUGACAACGUCAUCUAAGAAUCUGGAUCAGAGUACACUGGCACCAGGAAGGGAAGUGUGUGUGUAAGAGGAAUUGGGAUUGAAAAGAGAGAAAGAGUUAGUGAAUGUGUGUGUGUGUGUGUGUGUGUGGCCGUGUUCUGACUUACAAGCUUGUGCUUGUGUGUCUGUUGAGAGCUGUGAGUCCUGAGGGCACCGAGAGGCCCUCUCCCUCUUCCUGGACCCCCAGUGACAUUUCUCCACACAACAAUGGAGGUCCCCCCGACUCCCUUCAUCAUGCAGAACCUUAGUUAAACACCAGAGGCACAGAGAAAGAAGGCAAGCAGCUGGCUCACAGGCCCUGGCACAAUCAAAGACCCCCCUACCUGCUUUGUUUGAACUUUUAUUUAAUACUAUUACUGAUGGAGGAACUAUCGCAGCCUGUAACUGGCUGAACUCAGUGGGAGGAAGUUGCCUCCAAACCUUGAUCUCAGACCACGUUUCCCCUUUUCCCUGUGGUGGCUCAUAAUUUGGAUUUGUGAAUCUGAUCCUGCCUCUGGAGCCGCUCGACUGCUCGUGCACUGGCCCUAAAAAUAGAAAUGAAUCUACCGCCACCUUGUGGACGAGAGAGAGAAAGACACUUCCUGAGGAAACAACUGACCGAAUUGGAGAUCCAAGUGUUUCUGUUUUACAGAUGGAGGUUCAAACGUGUUGUUUUCCACGAGGAACUGAUUACAAUAUCGCAUGAUGAUGUCACUAAUAUCCAAUUAUGUAUUUACAGAGAUACUCCAAAGUCUGCUUGUCUGUCUGCUGUUCCUAGUCAUUCACAGGUGCCUCACCCUUUGUGUAUGUGUGUGUGCAUUUGUAACAGAAAGAGUUGUCAUCCAUCUUACCUAGGUAAGACUCUAAUGGGACAACACCCACCUCCAUUCAUGGGAUUCUGGUAGAAUAAUUCCAAGCCUUCCAAACUAUUACAGUCCUAGCUGUAGGUGUCUAUUGACUGUUGUACAUUUUUUAGCAUUCCCAAUGGUGUGAUAUUAGGCAGUACAAUGUGGGGAAUGCGCUACAGUCAACGAGCUGCUUUGACCAUCCCGGCUUCUAUCGACACAUGACUGGCAUACCACAGUCGUACUAGUCUUUCAAUAUACAUCCAAGGGGAAUUUAUUAGAUUGCAGAUUGUAUUUGUGAACUUCUUGUAAUCGGAAAUGUCAUGUGGAUGUAGCAGGUUCUACCACUUAAAAAAAGAAGAUUCAAAACCCCGUGUUGCAUUAAAUUAGGCUCAUUCAAUUUCUGAGGCAUAGUGUGUGUGUGUGUGUGUGUGUGUGUGUGUGUGUGUGUGUGUGUGUGUGUGUGUGUGUACUGUUAGUGAGAGACAUGGUUCAAUCACAUAGUUUUUUUUAUGCCCCCCUCAUUCCGCAUUCUCCCUCUCUCUGUAACACCAAAGAGAAGUUAUACAUUAAAGAGGUAUAUAAAGCCACUCUAAGAUAAGACAAAUAGCCCACCAGUGGGUGAAGAGAGAGGGACAUGCUGUGUAGUAAGUAGGGCAAGGGGCAAUCAGAGAUAAAAGGAUGUAAUUUGGCAAAGUUGUGAUCUGAUUUUCCUGCACAUUUUUCAAACCGAAGUGUAGUUUUAGGUUGCAAACCCACAUCUUAUUAGAAAGGCAUUUGAAGAAUUUAAAACAACUCAAACUAAAACUACUCUUAAAUCUGUCACGGUGUAAGAAAGAGGCCCUCCAGCUGUAAUUAUGUAGGCUAUAGUGUCUUUUAAAUGCAGAGAGACUGA
This is a messenger RNA of Cottoperca gobio, 2837 nucleotides long. Its product is annotated as Kv channel-interacting protein 2. The record is from RefSeq and is a predicted model, not a curated record. The transcript has 8 exons. The coding region runs from base 384 to 1097 and encodes 237 amino acids. NCBI's taxonomy places the organism in Eukaryota, Metazoa, Chordata, Actinopteri, Perciformes, Bovichtidae. Gene Ontology annotation, biological process: regulation of potassium ion transmembrane transport. Gene Ontology annotation, molecular function: calcium ion binding; potassium channel regulator activity. Gene Ontology annotation, cellular component: voltage-gated potassium channel complex.